Plasmodium berghei ANKA is the source of this 9264-nucleotide messenger RNA. Its product is annotated as cysteine repeat modular protein 1. The transcript has 3 exons. NCBI's taxonomy places the organism in Eukaryota, Apicomplexa, Aconoidasida, Haemosporida, Plasmodiidae. Bases 1 to 9264 code for a protein of 3087 amino acids. The record is from RefSeq and is a predicted model, not a curated record.
AUGCUGGUGAAAUAUGCCAGUAUCAUUAUAAUAAGUUGGCUAUUUGAUGCAUUUACUUCCAGGAAAAAAUAUGGAAUAAUAAAAUUUGAGAAUCUAUUUAAAAAAGCAUAUGAAAGCAAUGAAGAAUAUAAAUGCUUUUCAAAAAGGGUAUUAGCUAAUUUGAUUAAGAAUAACCAAUUUAUUGAAAAUAAAUAUGAAAGUAAAGAAACAUUAAAUUAUCCUAGAACAAUAAAUUAUGAAAAAAAUGGAAGUAUUCAUGAGGAUACGAAGAGAGCUAAAUAUCCUAUCACUAUGUUUAAAUUUACAGAAAAUUUGAAUCUCUUAGUAUAUACAAAUGAUUUACAGUUAUAUAGCUCUUUACACAUUUCACUGACACAAUACUGCUAUCCAAAAAUAGCUAGAUGUGAUAGUAAUUCAGGAGGAUGUUGGUGCUAUAAUUAUUCGAAAUCGUUGAUUAAUAUUAAUAAGCAUAAAUGCCUAGACAAUUGUGGAAAUUUUGUAGCAUGUCGAAGUCCUUUGAAAUUAAAACAUCAGGAACAAAUACCUCAUACGUUUGUAUUAAAUAAUAGAGCAAGAACUUGUAUUGUUUCAAGUAUUCAAAGAAAAUUAAAUAAUUUGUGUGGUAAAAAUAAAUUGUUCAGAAUGAAUGGAUCUACAUAUUAUUGUAUACCAAAUAAUAAUAUAGAUAUGGGCAUAUCUGGCAAUUAUUGUAUAAGUGAUAUUAGAAGUGUAAUAACAUGCAACGGAUUUAUAGGAAAUACCUACUUAUAUUUUAUAGAAGAAUUUAAAAUCAUUGAUAAAGAAAUUUUUGACAAUACAAUAAAUAGUAAAUGUGAUGAACAUAUUAGAGCCAAUGGUGCAAAUUAUUUAGGUUGCCAGAAUCAUUCUAUUUCUGGAAAAACUUGCUUGCCGUGGAAUACGAUAAAUAUAAUACAAAUAAGUGAACAAAAAGAUAUAACACAUAAUUUUUGUCGAAAUUUUGAAGAAAAAGAAACCAUAUACUGCUUUGUCCGUUAUAAAGAUUUUAUUUACAGAGAAUUUUGUAAAGUUAAAGAAAGUAUAUUAACUAAUAACAAUAUUACAUAUUCACAACAGGGCGAUUUUUCUUUUGAUGUAACAAUGAAAAAUGUUUCUGAUUUUUAUAUACGACUUUCUAAUAAUAGUUGCAAUAAGCCAUUAAGUAAUAAUAAUAAAUUAAAUUUUUAUUUUAAAAAGAACUAUGAAAUUUAUAAAUAUCAUGAAAUUGAUAACGAAAUAGCUUUGACAAUUGUGUUUAUAAAACAAAAUUACCGAGCAAUUGGUUAUUUAACUAAUAAUGAUAUUUUAUAUAUUUGUGCGUGCUAUAAUGAUUAUUAUAAAUCAGAAGUCUCAACCUGUAAUAAUACAACAUAUUAUACACAAAUUGGAAAAUUAAAUUUUACGAAAAAACUUACUAAUACAUACUCUAAUAUUUUAUACAUAGAUGAAAUUAACCCAAUAUUUAUUGAAAUAUUUAAGAAUGUGAUACAAAAUAAAGAGCUAUAUAUCAUUAAUGCAGAUUAUUCAUAUCAAUGUGAUAGGCUAUCAGGUUUAGAAAACAAAGUGCAUAUGCUUUCGGAAAAAAUAUUAAAUAUAAGUAUAGCACAUAUGGCCCAAAAAAUUAAUCCUCCUUUAAAUCCUUCCAAAAAUAAUUCGUAUAUUUAUGAAUAUGGUAACAUAGCUUAUGAUUUAAAAAGUUUGGUAACUAACUUUAAUGAGAGAAAAUUCAAACCAAGAUAUAUUGAAGGCGGACCUAAAACAUAUAACAUACUCAUGAAUAAUCCCAUUGAAAAUAAUAAUAAAAAUGCCAACGAAAAAAUAAAUGAGAUGCUUAAAGACAUAACCAUUCAACAGAUUAAAAAUUUACAAAAGGGUAGUAAUAUAAUAUGCAUUAAGCAUAAUGAUAAUCACCAGGAAUAUUUUUCCUACAUAGGAAAAAUAAUAUAUACUGGUAUAUAUAAUUCAAGAGAUAAAUAUAUUUUAAGAAAUAAAAAUAGUAAUAACAAUGAUAAUUCCAUUUAUGAAAAUAUAAUAUACAUCAACGAUUCUUAUUACUCUAUUUAUAAUAAUUUAUUUUCAAUCAGCCCAAAUGCCUGCUCGCAAUUCAGUGAACAUUUAAAUAAUGCAAAAGUUAUCCAAUUAACCAACGAAAAGUACAUUAGUAGAUUUAAAAAUGCGAUUAAUCUUCCUUUUUCUUACAGCUAUCACAAUAAUAAUAAAUUCCUAUCAAUAUAUUUUUUUGAAAAAAAAAAAAAUUUUUUUUUUUUUACACUUAAAAACACGUUAAAUAUAAAAAAGGAUUUAGUCAAUUAUUUAUGUCAAAAAAUUGAUAAUUUUGAAGUAUUUAAAUCAAAUUGCCUAUUCGUAUAUUCCUCUUUUAAUUUGGUUUAUUAUAUAGAAUUUGCACACCCAUUUUAUAUAUAUACUAUCCCAACAAACAUUCACAAUAACUAUAUACAAAAUGAUAAAUCUUUUGAUGUUCUGAAUCAUUAUUUCGAUUUUAGAAAUAUCGAUUUUAUAAGCCAUAAAACUAAAAUACUAUCUUUAUGGUCUCAUCAAAACGACAAUUUAGUAUCUUUAUGGUUGAUUUCCUCGCAAAGUUUGACGCCAUUUUUUUUGGCUAAAUAUAAUAUAAACUCUCCAAAAUAUUCUUUUAUAUAUCUAAAAAAAUCAAAUGAGGUGUCUACUCGUGAUUUUAAGACGGCUUCCACUUUUGAUAAUAUAGAUUCUCCAUCCAUUUCAAAAACGGUAAAUAUAACACCUACUUUGAAUUAUAAAUCAAAUAUCCCAAAAAUAGAAACAAAUGCAGAAUGCGUGGCAAAUAUAUAUACAUUCAGCGAAGGUACCCUAAGGAUUAAUAAAUAUGAAACGACGGAUUUUUUCAUUCUUAAUAGUGUAAAAAGCAUAGAUUAUGUAAACAUUGUUCAUGUAUCUGAUAUUAUUGCAUUUACCUUUGAUAAUGAACCAUUUUUUUUAUUAUUGUUUAAAAAUAAUAGAAUCUCUAUAUUAAAUAACAAUUUAAAUAAUGUAGAUAUCUCUAAUAAUGAUUUUAAUAUGCACGCACACGAACAACCUAUUAAAAUAAAAUGUAAUAAAGGUGAUAAAAAAUUGACAUGUUUUGUUUUAUAUAAAUAUCAUAAAAUUCUUUGGAUUGAUCUUUUAUUUCAUUCUAAAAAUUUAGUAAAAAAAACUCAAACUAUAAUAGAAAAAGAAAGCAGCAAUAUAAUUAAUCCAAGUUUGAUCAGCUUAAAGGAUACACAUAAACAAAGAACGGGAGCACGCAAUUUUCUUGAAAAUCAAAUUAAAAGACCAAUCUACAAUAUCGAAGUAAAAUAUAUAUAUAGAUAUGAUGAGCAAAAUACAGAAAUAUUAUCUGAUAUUUCUAACGAUAUGGUUAUUGCCGGAAAAUUAAGCGAUUAUGUCAUUUAUAUUUCUAAUAAAGAAUCCAAUAAAAUACACAUAUAUUUUACGGAUAGUUACAAAGAAAAUAUUAGUUAUUAUAAAUAUAUAAAAAAUGAAUAUAUAUAUAAUUAUAAUAUUAUAUCCUUAUCUACUUAUAAAUUUCGAGAUACAACCUUUAUUAACUCACAUAUAACUAAAUCAACACAUAGAACAAAUGCAAUAACUUCUUUUGCUCAUGAAAAUUUAGUUGUUACAAAAAUUAAAUAUAAUUACAAACCAUGGUAUAUUUACAAUGAAAAAAUAACGAUGAAACCCAUAAUUGAAGGUGAUAAAAUUCAAGUCAAAUAUUUUAGCAUAAAGUAUAAAAAAAAUAAAUCGAGGAAAGAUGCAUUGCUUAUUGAUAAAAAAACUGGUGUCGUCGAAAUAAUUCUUAGUGAAGAUGGUAAUCAAAAUAGUAAUAAUAAAAAAGACGUCGUUAAUAUAGAAGUUGUUAUGCAUGGACUAUUUCAUACUUAUACAACUGAAAUAGAGUUUAGUAUUGCAUGUGAAGAUGGCCAUUAUCAUAAGCAUAAUAAAUGUCAUCCCUGCGAAAAAGGAUAUUAUAACAAUUUAAAUGAGAUAAAACAAAAUAACGAAAAAUAUAAAAAGUGCACAGCUUGUGGACAGAAUCGAACUACUUUAGACAAAAAAGAAAAAUUUGAAAAAAAUUGUUUAUGUGACUUAGGAUAUGAAUAUAUAAAAAAUCCUAAUAACCCACGUAAUUUUAUAUGCUCACCUUGCGUUUAUGGGGAAUACAAAGAUGUUAUUUCAAAUGAACUGUGUAAAGGAAUUGUAUGCAAAAAAAAUGCCUCAUAUCUUAUAUUAGAUAAAAAAAGUGUCGAUCCAAGUCAAUGUCUUUGUAAUGGGGGUUAUUAUUUACGUUAUGAUAAAAAUAAUAAUGAAAUUUGCACAAAAUGCAUAAAUAAUCAUUAUUGCCCUGAUAAUGACAAUUAUUAUAAAAAGUGCCCAAUACAUAAUAAAACAGAAGAAAUUAAGAGAACUGAUUUCGAGACUAUAAAUAGCUGUUUAUGUGAAGAAGGAUACGAACCGAUUAAUAUGAACAAAAUAAAAGAUACCAAAUCGAGGGAUUACCAUUAUUAUAAUAUUUUUGUAACAAAAUAUAAAAAUUUAUCAUACAUAGUUAAUGACAAUAAUAUAUGUAUGGAAUGUAAUUUAGGAUUUUAUAAAAAUAAUAUCUCUUCUGAAAAAUGCAUUAAAUGCCCACGAAGUUCAACAACUACAACAUAUGGUUCUAAAUCUAUACAAAAUUGCAAUUCGUGUCAUAAGGGUUAUUACAAAGAUCAAAAGCAGGUUUGCUCUAAAUGCUUACCAAAUCAUUUUUGUGUUGGCAAAUCACAAAAAAAUGAUAAAAAUAAUAUAUCGCAAUAUGCUGGUGAUGCAAUUAUUUGCCCAAAUUAUUCUGUAACCUUGCAACCAUAUGAAAAUAAUAUUUCAUUUAAAAACUGUUUAUGCAUAAAAGGAUAUGAAAAAAAUUUUCAAGACUUUUAUAAUAUAAAUAAUCAUUGUAAAAAAGCUCCUUUAAAUUUUUAUAAAGAUACAAUAUCAAAUGAUUUAUCUAUUCCUUGCCCUACUAAUAGUAUAACAUUAAAUACUGGAGCAACCUCAAUAUAUAACUGUAUAUGUGAUAAGGGUUUUUUUUAUGAUACAGUAUCAUAUUCAUGCGUAAAUUGCCCACAUGGAUAUUAUUGUUCUGAAAAGGAUAUGACAACAAAAUUAGCUCCCCCAAUAAAAUGCCCAAAAAACUAUACCACAAUUUAUAAGGGUUCAUACAAUAUAUCUCAUUGCGUGUGCGAAUCAGGCUAUACUGUGAACACUGUAAUAGUGGAACAUUCCAGUGAGAAUGGCAUCAUAGAAUCUCACGAAAGCGCAAAAAACAAAAUAAAACUUCAAGCAAAAAAUAGAACUUCAGUAUGCGUUAAAUGCCCUCAAUCAAGUUACAAAUCCAAAAUAUCAAAUGAACAAUGUCACAAAUGCCCUAAAAACUCGAAGACAUUAAAAGACUUCAACAAUUCUGAUAUAUUUUUUUGCUUAUGUACUAUGGGAUAUUAUACAGAUAAAAAAGAAUGUAAACCUUGUUGGUUUAAUAAAUUAUAUUGUGAAGGGGAAAAAAUAUAUCAAAUAGAAACGAUUAUUUACGAUGAAAUUAUUAAUCUUAUUCAAAAAUAUAUCAGGCUUUUAAGUGACAUAUCUACCAAAAAAAGUUUUAUAAAUACAAUUAUUAAUGAAUAUAUUAAUAAAGGUCUGAUUUCAGAAAUUACUCAUAUUAGUAUGAUGGAAAAGAGCAGAAAAAAAUCGGGAAACAAUAUUCAAAGCAUAAGAAAGGCAAAAAAGGAUAGUGAAAUAUAUGCAGUUAAUAUAUACAAUCGUUUAGGGAAUAUAAUAACUAAAGACAGAGAAUUGAAAACACCAAAAAUUAACAAUCAAAUCAAAAAAAUUGAAUUAGCUAAAAGUAUAGAAAACAAAAUUAUUGCGAAUAUUAAUUCCAAAUUGACACUAUUAAGUGAAGGAAACAAAAAUAUUGAUACCGAUACAAGCAUACUAGCUAACCUUUUUUACAAAAGUUCGGAAAACAUAAUAUAUAUAAAACAUCAGAAAUUAAUAAAUUGCCAGCGGAAUACAGUAAUUCCAUUGGGGGUUGAUUCAUCUCAAAAUUUUGAUGAUUGUAAAUGUAAAAAAGGUUAUUAUUUAGAAGAUAGAAUUGUUUUAAAAAACAUAAAAAUAUGUAAACCAUGCCCAGAAGGUACAUUUAAAAAUUAUGAUGGGGAUGUUAAAAAAUGCAUUUCAUGUCCUCCUAAGUCGACGAGUAUUAAAGGAUCAAUAUAUCCUAAUCAUUGCUUUUGCAAAAAUGGAUUUUUUUAUAGUAAAGACACAUGUUUAGAAUGUUUAGAAGGUGCUACUUGCAAUGGAGGAUUAUAUCCUAAUGCAAUGAAGAAAAUAAAAUUAGAUAUAGAAAAUGUAAAUACAAUAGGACCAGAUGACCAUGUAAAACCAGAAUCUAAAAAAGGAUAUUAUUUAGAUGAAAGUAUAAUAAAUAUUAUAGAUGUAAGUGAAUGGAGAUUUAUAAAAUGCCCAAUAAGUGGUGCAUGCUUAGGGAAAAAUAAUUGUCAUAAUACUAUGGAUAAUUAUUUGUGUAUUGAAUGUAAAAAAGGCUAUACCAAUAGUUUCACAAAGUCAAAAUGUGUAAGAUGCCCCAACAAUAUUGCAAAUAUCAUAUUAUUACUUCUUAUAUAUAUAAUUUUUUGCUUUAUUAUUAUAAUUAUUUCCUACUUAAAUAUUUCCUCUGGAUUUUACAGAAGAUCUAUUCAUUCUAUUAUUAUAAAAAUUGCAGUUAACUAUGUUUCUAGUAUGUUAAUUGUGAAUAUUUUAGAAGACACAUAUUUGAACUUGCCACCAUACGCUUAUGAUGUAUAUAAUAAAAUGACCAAUAUACUAACUAGCGAAAAUCAGAAAAAAAAAAUAAUAAGUAUAGAUUGUCUAUUAAGAUAUUAUUUUAAUUUGACAUAUAAUGAUUCCUUUUUUUAUACAAGUCUAUUUUUUUUUCUAAUACCUAUAUUUUUAAUGCUAACCUUGACUGUCAUAUUAUUUGUGAUAUUAAAAAUAUAUACCAUUAUUCAAAAAGAGGGAAUAAAUAAUAAAUUAAAUUUAUUAGGAAUGGCAAAAAAGAAAAAUAUUAGUUUUUUGGUUAAUUCUUUGGAAGCAAAUUACAAAAAAGAAAGGUUUAUCAUGAUACUACGAUAUAUAAAGCUUCCUGAUAACACAAUGUCGGAUAGUAUAUUAACGUUUUUUGAGGAUAUGAUACCAAUUUAUGCUACAUUUUUAUUUAUAAUUCAUGCAAAAACAUCUUUGCGAAUGCUUCAAUUGUUUGAUUGUAGUUAUAUCCGAUAUACAAAAAAAAUUUCAAAGUAUAUACUAAAUAGCAGCAGUAGCGUUCAGUGUAAUUUUAAAACCAAUGAUUAUUUAAAAUUCUUUAUAUUAGGUAUAUCCGGAACUGUUUUAUGGGUUUUAGGCAUACCAUUUUUAGCCUUUUUUGUAUUAUAUAACAAUAGACACAAUUUAUUUCAUGAAAAUAUUCGCAUAAAAUAUGGAUUUUUACAUAAUGGAUAUUUACCUAAUAGAUGGUAUUGGGAAGUUGUUGUUUUUAUUCGUAAAAUAAUUGUUCUUUUUGUAACUACUGUUAUUGUUUUCCCUUCGAAUAAAGAAAAAAUUUAUAAGUUAUUAAUUAUAACUUUUGUUUCGAUUUUUUCUUUGUGUAUACAUUUUAUUUUUCAACCUUUUGAUAAAAGGAAUUUUUUUAUAUUAAAUAAACUAGAAAAUUUUAGUUUAUAUAUUUGGGUAUUUACUAUUAUGAUUAUUUCAGUUUUAAUGCAUGUGAAUUUAAAUGAAUUUAUUAAUUUGUUGGUUUUUUUUUUCAUAAUUCUUCUUCAUACAAUUUUUUUUAUAAAAUUACUAAUCUGUUUAUUUUAUGAAUGUAUUAGUAAUCUUAGGGCAACAUUCCAUUUUUGCAAAGUUCCCUUUAUUAAUUCAUGCGUUAAAAUGCUAAUUCAGAUUGCAGAAGCAAAAAAAAAACAAGAACCUCGAGUUUUUUAUGAUAAAUGUUCACGCCAAUUAGCCGUCGUACUUCCGGAUAAGGCUUUAAUGGAAGGGAAUCGAAUAAAUAUUUAUGCGAUAGUUCAAAGUUUUUUCAAGAAAUUUAUAAGAAGUAAUUAUUUACAGUAUUCUGAAUUAAAUAAAUUCGAAAAUCAAACAAUAAGCACAUAUGAAUCUGAAGAUAAAGAAAAGAUAAAAGUGGUAAAUUUGCGAAGUUAUGAAAAUAUAGAAAAUUAUGGCAAUUGUUACAAUGAAAUGAUGUUUAGAAACCAAAAGACAGAUUUAUCCAACUUUUUACUAAAAAAUACUAAUCUUUCAAUAUACGGAAAAAUAAAGAAUGAGCAUAGAAUGUUUGCAAUAGAAAUAUACAAAGAAUUGUUAGACAUAUUUUUAAAGCAUGUAACUUUUACAUAUAUUCCGGAUACCCUUUUUGAGUUUAUUUUUAAAAUUUCAGUUAACAUUGGGAAAUUUAUUGAUAAAAUAGACAGAAACGAUAAAAUAUUCGAAUCAUUAGAUCAAGAAAUCAAUAUUAAUAAUAUAACCCAAUGGUCACUUGAACGAAAAGACAAUUAUUAUCAAAGUGGACAAAUAAAAAAAAAUAAAAUGAGUUUUAUAAACAAUUCAAUGCCUAAUUACGAUAUAGUUAAUCGGGAAGCGAAUUCAUCAGAUUGUUCAUUCCCAUUUUAUUGCGAAGAUAUUGAAAAAGAACAAAUUAUAAAAAGAAAAAAAAAGGAAAAACAAAAGACGAAAGAUGAACCUAAAAAAUUAUACAUUUCAACUGAGGAACGGAAAAAAUUGUUUUCUUUUUUUAGCGAUGACUUAUUAAAAAGCCUAAUUCAUUUAUCCACGUUUUAUUUCAUACUUAUAGAACUGAAGAUAAAAUAUUUCCGAAAAUUACCAUCCUAUUUUUACUUAUUCAAACUGUAUAAGUUAUUAUCAAAAAAACGUGAAAUGAAAAAACUUAAAAUGUUAAAUAAAAAGUUGGAAAAAUAUAAAAAAUUUCCUCAUGAUAAUGAGACACCAAUAAAUAAUCAAGAUAAUGAUGGCCUUUUAAAAAAUGUUAAAAAAGAUAUACAUUUACUAUACAAAGAAUUUAAAGAACUUUCUAAAAUAAUGAACCAAUUAAAACAUGAAUAUCUUAAUGUAAAAGAAGAUGAUAGUAAUCAAUCCCGAUCCAGUCAAUUCGAAAACGAAUAA